GCGGAGAUGCGGGAGGAUUAGCGCUUCUGUGUACUUACAUCGGGCUGGCAGAAGAAGGAUUAGUCAAGGGCACCCGAAGAUCUGCUUUUCAACGCUGCAUUACAGUUUGGGGUUGUCUUUCAUGGGAUUUGCCAGGGACUUUCUCUCUUCCAGAAUCGGAGUUUGGAAUAUUGUUUGAAAAGAUCUAGGGAUUGGAGACUUUGAAGUGUGACAGGCUACAAUCAAGAAGAUGCUUGUGAAUGGUUGACCAGAUGAUCUGGUCCUCUGACACCUCCUCAGUGCAGAGAACUAUGGCAUCAUGCCUAGCGGUGAUUGCGGAAGAAAGCAUAUUUGAGACAGGAAAAGUUCUAAGAUGAUGAGACGAACCAAUGGGAGGAACUAGCAAGAAGCCAAGGGGUGGCUUCAAAGCUGUUCUAAAGGUGUGAACGGCUCAGAUUCCCAGGAAGGGUAUGGCCAGAUCCUUUUUCAGACCACAGAAGUUUCUUCGGAGGACCCAGUUUCUGCUCUUUUUCCUCACAGCAGCUUAUCUGAUGGCAGGCAGCAUUCUCCUCCUACAACGAUCCCGCUUCGUUCUACAGCAAGGCUCCCGGGGGACCUCCAGGAAUCAAGGCCUACCAGUCGCUGAAGCUUUGCUAAGGGACACAAAUGCAGAUAGCAGACCAGUGCAGAUGCCUCACUCGACUUCUAAGCUUCUCAUGAACAUGGAUACAGUCUAUGGAUCCACACCAGACCAGAAAGAUGGACCGCGGUGGCUGAUCUCCAGAAACUCUGAACUGAGACAAUUACGGAGGCGCUGGUUUCUCCGGUUUGUAAAUGAUCAAGAGCCGGUCCUGGCUUCUGGAGCAAAAACACUGAAGCACACCUCCAAAAGCAAAGGCACUUAUAUUGGAUGUUUUGGCGACGACUCAAGAAAAAGGACGCUGAAAGGAGCUGUGUUCUAUGACUUGAGAAAAAUGACCAUUUCCCAUUGCCAAGAAGCCUGCGCUGAGAGGGCUUAUAAAUAUGCUGGCUUGGAAUAUGGAGCAGAAUGCUAUUGUGGAAACAAGCUGCCGGUCAAUAUUGCAAAGCAGGAAGAGUGCAACAAUGAGUGUAAAGGGGAGAAAGGGACCAUCUGUGGAGGCAUCAACAGGCUUUCUGUUUACCAGGUGGAGGAAUCCCAGGCAGGGCCUAAACGACGGCAAAAUAUUAUCUAUCGAGGAUGUUUUAAAAUACCAGAAAAUUUAACAAACAUCUUACCAGCCUCAUUGAUACAUUCCAAUUUGACAGUGGAGAUGUGCUCUGAAUUUUGCUCCCAAAAAGAAUUCCCUUUGGCAGUCAUUAGAAGACCCCAAUGCCACUGUGGCUUUGCAACAAUUAAUUUCCCACUGCAUAAUAGCUCCGACAGAUCAUUUUGCAGCAGGCUUGAAAAUGUCAGCGGUACAGCUGAAGUUUCAAAUGCAGAAGACCAUCGCUUUGUUUAUCAAACUCCAGUCCAAGAUACCCGUUGUAUUGACCGGAAUUUUCUCCCCACCAAAUCGAAAGCCCUUGUUGCUUUGUCGAGCUUCCCAGGAGCUGGAAAUACGUGGGUUCGCCAUUUAAUAGAGCAUGCCACAGGAUCCUAUACAGGGAGCUAUUACUUUGAUGGAACUCUAUAUAAUAAAGGUUUCAAAGGAGAAAAGGAUCAUUGGAGAAGCAGAAGAACCAUUUGUGUCAAAACACAUGAGAGUGGCAGAAAGGAAAUUGAAAUGUUUGACUCAGCCAUCUUAUUGAUACGCAACCCGUACAAAUCGCUGGUGGCAGAAUUCAACCGGAAGUGUGCUGGCCAUCUUGGAUAUGCCACAGAUCAAAACUGGAAAAGUAAAGAAUGGCCUGAUUUUGUAAACAGCUAUGCUUCAUGGUGGGCCUCUCAUGUGCUUGACUGGCUUAAAUAUGGCAAACGUCUCCUUGUUGUUCAUUAUGAAGACUUAGAAGAAGCUCUUCUCCCCAAACUGAAGGAAAUGGUUGAAUUUCUGAACAUUACAGUGACUUACGACCGGCUCCUCUGUGUGGAAAACAACCGAGAUGGGAAUUUCAAGCGAUCGGGAGCCAAGCAGAAGAGUUUUGAACCAUUCACAAAGGAAAUGAAAGACUUGAUAGAUCAAUUUAUUGUGAUUGUGGACAAAGCCCUACAUGACAGUAACUUUACUGGGCUGCCAAAAAUGUAUUUGCCCAGAUGAUGCCCUGCAGCCAGCUUGGCGCAUUGUUAAGGAAAUCCGAAUAAUGAAAUUAAAGAAAAGGCCAGGCUUUUAUAGCAUUUAAAAGCAAGAUUUGCACAGAGUCUGCUGAUGAAUGCAAAUUCUCAAGACUUGGACCGUCUUCAGGGCACUAAGUGCUAUGAAAGGCAAGCAAUGAAGGAUGGAAAUUAGGUUAUAAACCAAGGCAAAAGCCAUUAGCAUCUCUGCCUGUGUGUGUCCUUUUCUCUAUAAAUGGCUACAAAUUUUAACAUUUUUGUGCACUGCUAAUUCUGGGAAAUGUGGCUGGGGGCGGGGAAGCAACAGUGUCCUUUGUCUUAUCCUAACUGCCUACUAGCAAUACUUUCUCAAGAGUAUCAAACAUUUUUAUAGAAGUUUUUGGCAAUUCAAAUGUGUAUUUUUCCCCUGAGAUUUUUGUUCAUUUGUUCCUUUGUUUUAAACUCAUCCUGAUAAAUAUUUUUAG
Python bivittatus (Burmese python) is the source of this 2673-nucleotide messenger RNA. RefSeq names its product WSC domain sialate O sulfotransferase 1 (gene WSCD1). Gene Ontology annotation, molecular function: sulfotransferase activity. The record is from RefSeq and is a predicted model, not a curated record. NCBI's taxonomy places the organism in Eukaryota, Metazoa, Chordata, Lepidosauria, Squamata, Pythonidae.